Messenger RNA from Penicillium robsamsonii, 1362 nucleotides. RefSeq lists its product as uncharacterized. NCBI's taxonomy places the organism in Eukaryota, Fungi, Ascomycota, Eurotiomycetes, Eurotiales, Aspergillaceae. The coding region runs from base 1 to 1362 and encodes 453 amino acids. The transcript is spliced from 3 exons. Gene Ontology annotation, biological process: DNA repair. The record is from RefSeq and is a predicted model, not a curated record. Gene Ontology annotation, cellular component: nucleus; Smc5-Smc6 complex.
AUGGCACGUCUCAUUCACACACACCUGGACAAAGCAAACACCUCAGGUCCCUGCCCAAAUUCAUCAACAUCAUCACGAGAAGCAUUUAAUUCCGAUAAAGAAAAUCGGCAUCAGGGUAUCAAUAAGAGAACUACUGCUGCGAUGCCACCGCCGCGUGCACAGAAUAAACGACCGCGACUGGCUGACCGCUCCUCGAAUGCCCAGUCUGCCCGAUCUGCGCAGUCGCAAGCAUCAUCUCAACGAACUAGCAGCGAUACGCGAUACUAUGAUCCUGAUCAGGAUCCCGAAGAGCGGAGAAGUGUACGGAGAGGACUUCGAGAUCUGGGUAGGGAACUGAACGAUACGCGAGGCGAGCUCAUGCAGCCUGGAAAUGAUGGUAUCCUCAACAUUGUCGAACAAGCAAAUCAAUUCUACGCCAAAGUGAAACAAACCGCCGACGCCACGCUCGAUUCGCGCAUCCUCGUCAACACCGCCGAUCUAACCCAAAAGAAAGCCACCCAGCUCGCUCUCGGUGACACCUCUGCCGGUAUCGAUGUAGACGAGUUCGUCUCCAAGUGUGUAUCGUUCAUGCGUCGCGGUCCAAACAACGCGACGGCUUCAACAAACGGCACACAGGGGCACCGAGGGCGCCCUGAUCGAAGCCAAAGAGACCCCGAUGCCAGUGACGAAGAUGAUGGGGAUGCGAUGAACUGGGAUACGCUUGGCCGAUCGGCCUGCUUUCCUAGCAAUGCUCGUCCGGCAGUGUCCGGGUGGUUACUGGGGCCGUUGUCGGUACAGAAACGUACGCGUCAAAUGACACAGCGAAGGGCAGCAGAACGUAUUGAUCCGACGCAAGCCGUGGCGCCCCGGGAAAUGGCGCAGCAAGAUCUUGGCCAGCAGGAAAGCUCGAAUCUGACCCAGAUCUGUUCCGAGAUCAACAAGCUGCUCGCCAACAGCCAGUAUGAGCGCGAGAGAGACGCUACGAAAGAGCUUGAAAGCCAAGAAGAUCUUACCCCAGAGAAAGCGCAAGAAAUCAUGGAUAAGCACAGCGUGGCAGACGACGGGGGGAUCCCCUUGUUUCGCUUCUGUAUCAAUCCGAAAUCUUUCGGGCAGAGUGUGGAAAACCUGUUCUAUGUGAGUUUCCUAGUGCGAGACGGUACAGUGGGUGUAUCAGUAGAUAGUCGCAAACUGCCGACCCUGCAUGCGGCCGCACCGUUCGCCCCCAGUGAAGCUCAAAAGAAGGGCGUGCAAAAACAUCAGGCGGUCUUUAGCCUAGACCACGAAACGUGGUACGAACUCAUCGAUGUUUUCAAUAUUCAGGACUCUAUCAUCCCCCAUCGCGAAGAGAAACAACAAGAGACUGGCACGAGUUGGUAUGCUUAG